AUGGAGUGCAUUAUACAAUUAACGUCACUUAAUCUAGAUCCACAAAUCACAUUGCAGUACUCGAUCUUAAAACAGAAUCAGCCAAACGAAGUCGUUAAAUUUUUGGAUAAUAACCAUCAUGACUGGUUUCAUAAAUGCAUCGGCUCCGAUAAUUUGGAAGCAUUUGAGUAUUAUGUGAGAGCUGAGCCAAAUCUUCUGGAAUCAAACAGCAAUAUACCCGAUCUGCACGACAGUCUAAAUAUGUGGAAUAUUACAAUGGGAAAAUUUCAAACAACCCACACAUUAUAUCGUAAGGAUUUGCCCUACGCCAAUUUUAACUAUAAUGUAGCGGUGCGUGUGCGCAGUACUAACAAGAAUAGCACAGAAUGGAGUCCCACACUUUAUAGAAACUUUACCACUCUGCCCGCAAUCCCUCCGCGACCUCCUACAGUUAUCAGAGGCAACUACUUUGUAAUUCCCACUGGAAACAAACAAAAUCUUCGCGUAUAUUGGCAGCAAUUGAACAGGACAGAUCAUUUCGGUUCAAAUUUCGAAACUGUUAUCAGCAGAUAUUCCAAGAACGGUCUUCCCGGGAAUGUAUCAGAAAUAGAAAUGCACAAAAACUGGGCUGUCAUACGGAACUGGGACAUGUCUGCCAACCACACUAUCGCCCUAAGAAGCAAGAAUCAAGUUGGAAGUUCGAUAAAUGAAAGCCAUUUCAAUAUUCCUGCCAUAACUUUAGCUGAUCUUGAGCAGCGCGUAGUGCAAAAUAUUGAUUUUGAUGAGACUAUUACUUUGACAUGGAAGCCGCCGAAGUAUGAAACUGGCUUAAGAGGUUAUACCAUAUUUUGGUGUCACGUAAAUCCAAAAAAUCUGUCCGAUUGCAAGGAUGAUGAGCCCAUACGUUUUGAGAACAUAACUAGUCGUCGGAGUUCGUUUGUUGUUAAACGGCAGGAGGGUGCCAUUAACAUUGCUAUCUCGGCCAUUUAUGAGGACAACCUUAGUGGAGGCAUGAUCUGGCAUUUACAUAAAUCGACUGCAGAAGGCAUCGGUCUGCGAAAUGUACAAGUACAUACCUUUCUUACCUCCCACCAGAAAUAUUCAAUACUCGCCGCUUUUCCCAUAUUUGUAUUUAUAAUUUUUAUUGUUACAAAAAUUAAUACAGAGCGUAUUGCGAAGGCCACUUUACCCGAAGGCAUAAGGGACAUGUUGCGUAGGGAGAGCCAGGAGCAAAGAACAGAUGAUAGCUUGUCAAAAAUUGACUCUGAGCAAGGGGAGCGAAAUGAGAACCAAAACCUAUUGGAACAUAGAAAUGGCAAUGAUAUUAACUCAGAUACUUGUUGCUCGACAAUCCCCGACUGCUAUGAAAUGGAUUCACCAGCGCCUGCUAACAAUCAAACCCAAAUGGAAUACAUACAUGAGAAUGAUAGUAGGUUAACUACCAGUUGCUUUACUGACCCUUAUCUAAUGAUGUCAGCGAAUUCCCAAAUGGAUACACCAGCGUCUGCCAACAACGGCUAUACAAAACCGGAAAUAAUGGGAAAUAAAUUACACAUGUUCCGGGACUCAAGUAUACCAGAAAACGUUGCGAUGAUGGUGAGCACAGGUUAUAUAUCUCCGAAGGCGGCAGCAGCAUUUCACAAAACUGGUUACUUACCCACUGGAAACAGCCAACAAUAUUGCGAUGAUCCUCGGGACGGGAAUCGAUUGUCUUUAUUGAGCAUUCUCAUGACACCAAGAACAUAGCAGUUAUUAUACCCAGUACUCGAAUGGUCAAGGGUAU
Molecule: messenger RNA, 1762 nt
Organism: Scaptodrosophila lebanonensis
Lineage: Eukaryota; Metazoa; Arthropoda; Insecta; Diptera; Drosophilidae
Exons: 3
Coding region: 1-1725 (574 amino acids)
Cellular component (GO): membrane
Molecular function (GO): cytokine receptor activity
Source: RefSeq, a predicted model, not a curated record